CUUGGGAGGUGUGCACUGUGCUCAUAUUUCCGAUGUGGGACACUGGGCAUGGAUUGUGAGCAUGGCACGUGUCUGAUGGUAAAAAAGGCCAAGAUAGAUGGCUUCGGUAGGGAGCAUGCCGAAGGGGUCCGUUGAUCAGUAACGAUUCCCUCCACGUGUUCAGUGGUAAUAGGCCGUUUAUUUUGGUAUAAACAGAACUAACUAGGAAGGAAGACUGCAAAUAUUGAGGAUUGAAAACUUCUGAUAAAGUCAAUUCUUUUGUAUGCAAGCAAAUGGCCUUUGAUGCAAAAUUACUAGGGGUCCCCGAGAUACUCUGGCUUGGAGCCUUCCUUUUGGACUCGGAGAAGUACUGUCUUCCACGACAGUGUCUCCUUCCCUUGACAGCAGAAGACAAGAGGAAAACGGAAGCCAUGUUACGUAGAUGCUACUUACAAAGAGAAGUGCCAAAGUGGAGAUUGGAACUACAAUUGAUGCUGGAAAGAGGGCUGAAAUUUGAGUUAGAAGCAUUGUCUGUGCAUGAACUUAACUUCUUGUCGGCCGUGUACAUACCAUCUAAAAUUCAAGGUGGAGUAUUAUGCAUCUAACAUCUUCUACAUCUGUACUUGUUUGUUAGCUUGUAGGAGAAAAAAAGUUAUAGGAUUUCUGCAAAGCAUAAUCAACAUUUUCAUUGCAAAA
Molecule: messenger RNA, 675 nt
Organism: Prunus persica (peach)
Lineage: Eukaryota; Viridiplantae; Streptophyta; Magnoliopsida; Rosales; Rosaceae
Product: meiotic recombination protein SPO11-1
Exons: 3
Coding region: 273-584 (103 amino acids)
Biological process (GO): meiotic DNA double-strand break formation; meiotic DNA double-strand break processing; reciprocal meiotic recombination
Cellular component (GO): nuclear chromosome
Molecular function (GO): DNA topoisomerase type II (double strand cut, ATP-hydrolyzing) activity; DNA binding
Source: RefSeq, a predicted model, not a curated record